Aptenodytes forsteri (emperor penguin) is the source of this 1346-nucleotide messenger RNA. RefSeq names its product C-C chemokine receptor type 5. Gene Ontology annotation, molecular function: C-C chemokine receptor activity. Lineage: Eukaryota; Metazoa; Chordata; Aves; Sphenisciformes; Spheniscidae. The record is from RefSeq and is a predicted model, not a curated record. The transcript has 2 exons. Bases 169 to 1239 code for a protein of 356 amino acids. Gene Ontology annotation, cellular component: membrane; cytoplasm. Gene Ontology annotation, biological process: chemotaxis; G protein-coupled receptor signaling pathway; immune response.
CUGCGCACUGUUUUCAUUCCAGAGCCACCUAAGACCAGCACGCUUCCAUGGCCUACGCCUGACCCAGGCUCUGUAAAGGACACAACGUUUACCAUUUUAACCAGACCAACGCUGCCGACUUGCUGCUCUGCAACACCCAGGACAGCAGGUCCACCAGACCAACACACCAUGGAAAACUAUACCAUGGACUUAGCCGACUGGCCACUGACAACAGAAUUUGACUACAGCGAUUCAACGCCAUGCCCAGGAACUGAGGAAAAACACUUUGCAGCAAAACUUCUGCCACCGCUUUAUUCUUUGGUGGUGAUAUUUGGCCUCACGGGCAACAUGCUUGUUGUCCUUAUCCUGGUAAAAUACAAGAGAUUGAAGAGUAUGACUGACAUCUACCUGCUCAAUUUGGCAAUUUCUGAUUUGCUGUUUAUAUUUUCUCUCCCUUUUUGGGCUUAUUAUGCUGUUCACGACUGGAUUUUUGGGGAAGCGCUGUGUAGAAUUCUCUCAGGUGUCUACCUGCUUGGCUUCUACAGCGGGAUCUUUUUCAUAAUCCUGUUGACCCUAGACAGGUAUCUGGCCAUAGUGCAUGCAGUGUUUGCUUUAAAAGCUAGGACAGUUACCUACGGCAUCCUCACCAGCGCUGUCACUUGGGCUGUUGCUAUUUUUGCUUCUGUUCCUGGGAUAGUAUUUCACAAAACUCAAAAGGAAAAUUCACGUUAUACUUGCAGUGCUCAUUAUCCACCAGAGCAGAGAAAUGCAUGGAAGCAAUUCCUGACCUUAAAAAUGAACAUCCUGGGACUUGUUAUUCCAAUGUUAAUUAUGAUCUGUAGCUACACACAAAUUAUAAAGACAUUACUGCAGUGCAGGAAUGAGAAGAAACAUAAAGCAGUCAGGCUUAUUUUUAUCAUCAUGAUUGUCUACUUUUUUUUCUGGGCACCAUACAACAUUUGCAUUCUCUUGCGUGAUUUUCAAGGUACAUUUUCCAUCACUACUUGUGAAGGCAGUGGUCAACUGCACAAAGCAACCCAAGUGACAGAAACAAUCUCCAUGAUCCACUGUUGUAUCAACCCUGUAAUUUAUGCCUUUGCUGGAGAAAAAUUUAGGAAGUAUCUUCAUAGCUUUUUCCAAAAGCAGAUUGCAUUCCACUUCUCUAAAUACUGUCCCGUUUUCUAUGUUGACACAGCUGAACGGGCUAGCUCCACCUACACACAAUCUACUGGAGAACAGGAAGUUUCUGCUGCAUUGUAAGUUGUGUCUAGCGAAAAAGUGGAAUUGACUUUUGUGAAAUCAAGUCUGUGAUGAAAGCCUGCAGAAUCUGUCCUGGAUAUUGGCUCUAAGACAGCUGCAACAGAUCA